This is a messenger RNA of Crotalus tigris (Tiger rattlesnake), 5190 nucleotides long. RefSeq names its product artemin (gene ARTN). Gene Ontology annotation, molecular function: glial cell-derived neurotrophic factor receptor binding; growth factor activity; receptor tyrosine kinase binding. Bases 4314 to 4985 code for a protein of 223 amino acids. The record is from RefSeq and is a predicted model, not a curated record. NCBI's taxonomy places the organism in Eukaryota, Metazoa, Chordata, Lepidosauria, Squamata, Viperidae. The transcript has 7 exons.
CUGUCAGGAAGUUUCUCCUUAGUUCUAGGUUGCUUCUCUCCUUGAUUACUUUCCAUCUGUUGCUUCUUGUCCUGCCUUCAGGCGCUUUGGAGAAUAGCUUGACUCCCUCUUCUUUGGAUGUUUUAAUGCACAUGUACACUUACCUGGGCUCAAUCCUAGGCAAACGUCUUUAUUGUACACAUUUAGAGGAGGAUUAAUUUGCAAAAUUCCAAAACCAUUCAAAAAGCUAUACCUUGAUUAAAGUGCAAAGCAGUGCAAACAUUACCCAAAAGGAAGAAGGGAUGGAGAAGAAAAAUGCAAAUAAGAAAAUUCAGGCACAAGUUAUAGUUGCUUAAAAUAGUUGUCUUGAAUUGAAACAGCUGAGGGGGGUGGGAGGGAGUACCAAAUGUUCAGUGGGAAAUGUUUGGGUGUAUGUGUAUAUACAUGUGACAUAAUGGCACAGACACUCUUAACAUUAAAACCAAGAAGCAAAUUAACUUUUAAUAAAUAACAAAUGUGUUUAAAGCAGGUUAAAUUAAUAGUAACAUGCCUAUUUGUGCAGCAAUUAUUUUUAUGAUCAAGAUGAAAAUUAUAACUAGAAGACUAUCAGUAAAAAUAACACAAUUCCUGUGCUUUAAGUUUUUCAUUAUCAUAGGAAACAAAUGACUUAUCCUGAUGCCUCAAUCUAUGAAAGAGUUCAUUUCUUAUUGCUGGAUGAGACCAGAAAUCCAUUUAGUACAAUAUUUUUGUUAGUGCUCGAUCUGAUGCUGGUUCUCUACACAGGUUAUCCCAUCUGGAAUGAUAGCACUACAUUUAUUUCAUACAAGUGUGAGCUAAAGAAGAGUGGCUACACUUUAAUAAAAAGGAGCUGUCAUACAGGAUAAUCCUAAUAGAUUUAAGCAAAUGUGCUCAGGGAUGAAUUCCUCUGUGGCUAAGAGUAAAUAAUGCUUUACCUAUAUAUAGCUGACUAGGCUGAAGAGGAAGGGCUAGAUGCAGGAGCAUAGCACAGACUCAUUGGCCAUCCAGCCGAAAGCACUAAUUAGCGUCCAGCACAUCACCAGUGCAAAGUAUUAUUAAAUAUCACACACCCCCCCUCCAAUUUGGAUUGGCAAUUGAUCAAACUGUAAUGGUUUUGAUCCUGUGACAAGACAGUACCCCAUUUGGAAAAAGUAAAUAGAGGUAAGAGAGAGCAACUGAGAACAACUGAGAAAUGAAAUUGGGGGGGGGGGUUUACGUGCGACAGCAAAUAGGGAAGGGGAGGCAGGAGAUAUGAGACAUCAAUUCAUGCUCCAAAGCUGUCUGAAGUCAGGGAACCUGGGAAAAUAAAGGGGCACAAUCCCUUUCCAAGACCUCCCAGGAAAAAGCUAUUUGAAGUCCAAGAAAAGUUCUGUUGAGCCAUCUCAGUUAUUAACUACAAUAGAAAAACAAAACAAAAUAGAUGACCUGAAGUAAGAACUGAGCUUUUGUCCAUAAGCUGAUUAAUAUAAUAUCUCAGCCACUACGUGGGACUUACGAUUUACCUGGUGUAGGGAAGGAAGUUGUCAGUCAUCUGGGGAAUUCUACUGGUGAUGUCUAGGAAAGAGUCACCUUGCCACUGCAGUGCUGAGCCAGGAAUUAUAGCCAAGAAGGCUAGAAUGGCAGAUUUUGUAGGCAUUAAGUUUCAUAUUCUGUUCCUACUCUUUCCAGAAAUGAACAGGGAAGGAUCUGACCAAAUCGGUGGAAAGUUAUUGCCGCUCAAUUUUAAAUAUUAAAGUAGGGCAUAAUGGAUGCUUCUGAGAGAGUCAGUUUCUGGCUUUCUGAAAGUUGCAGGAGGCCAUGUAGUGAUGUAAUGAAUUUGCAGGAGGUGUAGAGCUAAAAUUUCUGGACUUUGGGUAGAGAGAUUAUUUAUGGAUGUGGUUCCAAGUGGGAAUGGAGUGGGUAGCCUCUGGGACACAAUUUGCUACCAUUCCUACCUUUAAAUUCCCCCAAGACUGAAAAACAUUCUGAGAUUGUGCCAUCAUUUUCCAGCAGCACCAACCUGGAGUGGUAGCAGGAAGACGUGAAAUGUAUGAUUGUCCAUGAUAUGGACAUGAUACAACCUGGAUAUAUCUUUCUAUUCUGGAAAGGUCACUGGUACAAGUCACUGGUAAAAGACAAGUUUUCUAAGUCAUUCUAAAAUUAAAGUGAAAUAAUUACUUUAUAUUCAUCCUACUCUAGAAAAAAGCCAGGUAAAUGAGAGAACUUGGAAUGGAUAGGAAUAGAUGCAAGUGGACCAGGGUGGCCUCCACCUAGUCUCAGCUAUUUGUAAGGAUUUCCUAAAAACAGAAUUUCCUAAACAAUCGGCAUCUCCAAGGGGGAUGAGGAGGAAUAAAUGACCAAACGUGUGCCAAGAUAUUGAAAUAUAUCAUGUCCAACACCAGGAUGCAAAUACAAAAAGCCAGGAUUGCACCGUGGCGUGAUUAUGUACAAUUUCCUAAUUUUUAUCAGAUGGCAUUGUCUUCUACCUCUGAGUACCUGAAAAUAAGAACUGCAGAGGUUCUGACAAGGAGAUGUAGAGGAUGGAAGAGUAGCAUCAUCAACACAACAUGAUACCUUGUUAGAGGCAAACGCAUCCAUAAUUAUAUGAACCAAGAGUAGUGCAAGGAAUUAGUCCAUUUUGCCAGCUGCUAAGUUACCAGAACUUUCAGAGGAGCAACAACUGCUGGGAAUUCUGAGCAACAGUCUGGGAGUCAAAUUGGCAGCCAGAGUUUCUGUCAAGAAAUGCCAGUUAUGUCAACAAUGAACAAAACCUCAGCUUCAAGACCAAAAUGUGCAAGGUAGAACUGUGGGAAGGGUAGCAGGGAAAACAGUGGAAUUAAACUACAGUGAGUUAAGAAUAGACUGCAUUUUCAGGCUGACAAAAGCCAAUCAAUUAUUUAAGUACCUUCAACCAAGAAUGCAAUAAAAUUUCCUAUUUAUUUGUGCUAUCAAUGUUUUUCAAUCUUGGCAACUUUAAGAUGUAUGGGCUUCAAUUCCCAGAAUUCUCCUGGUGGAAUGCCAACUGAAGCAUUCUGGGAGUUGAAGUCCAUACAUCUGAAAGUUGCCAAGCUUGAAAAACACUGUGCUAUAUCAUACUGUAUGUCCAAGAAUCUUCAAACAAGAUCAGGUCUGUGAGUUUUGUUCAAGCCUACCAAGCUAGUGUCUGAGAACUGCUGCUGAGAGUUUAUCAGUGAACCUGUGAUAUUUGAUGAUGAUGUUAUCCAUUCAGUUGAGUCUGACUCUGGCAAUUCUGUCGGCGAGGUCUCUCCAUUUCUUCCAAUCUUGCACUAUUCUUUGAGUUUUUCUAUGUUCUGGCUGGUGGUUCCAACUACUGUGUUCUUUGAUGGCCUGGUUUCCUUUUACCCCUAAUUCUUCCAAGUGUAAUUGCUUUUCCCAGUGAAUUUCCUUGCAUCACAUGGCCAAAGUGAGGCACAUCUUUGCGAUUUUGCCUUCGCUUGAUACGUCUAGUGUCAUGCGCUCCAAUACUUGCUUUGCUUUUCCCUUUGCUGUCCAAGGAAUACGCAAGAGCCUUCCCAGCUCCAUAACUCAAACAAGUCAAUUUUUCUUCCUGUCUUGCUUUUUUUAAGGUGCAAAUUUCACGACCAUAGGUAGCUAUGGAGGACACAAUGAAUUAACCUACAUUUGGUUGCCAGGCCGAUGUCCUUGCUUUUCCAUAUUUGACUCCUGUUCAUUAUUGCUGUGCUGCUUUAUAUCUCCCCUAAAAGACCGCAACAGAAACAACCACUGUUUCUAGUCCUUUAACUGUUUUUUUUUUUCUCUUCUUGUGAAGAUCUUCCUAAUCACUCUUUCUUCUUUGGACAAAAAGAUUGUCAAGACUGGUGCCUUUAGGGUUGCCCAAGACAAUGAAUGGACAAAGAUAAUUUCUGCUACUGUGAUCACCCAGCAAGUGUGUAACUUCUGUUUACUUGCACAUGUGUUCUGGUGAAGCAGGGCUCAGUGAGGAGGGCGCUGAGCGCGCCGGGCACCUGCUGGCCAUGCUGGCGACGCGAAGGUCGGAUACUUAGUGGAACGAUCCCGAGAAAACCCGGCCAUGGCCCCCGGGGCCGGCUGAACGCAGGAGGUGCCGUGGAGCCGCCGUCGCCGGGAGGGAGCGAAUUCGAUGCCCAGGAAGGGCCGGUACCCAGAAGGAGGCGCUUCACGGCCCGGAUUCUCGGAGCAUGGUCCCCGGAGAGCCGCGCGCAACAGAAGGCGCCCGAUCUGCCGAGACGGAGCGCACGUGCACCAAAAUCCAAGUGGAACUUGAGGCAUCUUGUUGGUAAACUGUUCUGAAGUCACUCAGAAACAGCCAUUCAGACUGUUGGCAGUUGACAAGUAGGAUGGAGUGGAGAGUUGACGGGUCAAGGAACAGAUUAGACAGACCUCCCUCUGCCUGCAGGAGUUUGCCUAUCCAACAAGCACGAUUCAGGGAGCAGGGUUUGUGGAGUAUCUUAACUAUACUAUCACUGUUUGCUGGGACAGUCAUGGCAAGUUCAGAGACAGCUUUGGGAAGCAUGGGCUCUGUCAGCUCUGCCUCUAUGGAGGAAAACAGCAUGGAAACACCGUCUCUGGCUGUGUGGAAUCACUGGCAUGGGGAAAACAUGACCAUGCAAGACCUGAGCACAUCAGAACUUCUCAGGGCUGAGCGUUCCCCAUCAGGCUCAAGCAGUAUCAGGAGAAGCUCCAGAAGGGCUGGAGGUGGUGGUCGUAGCCGCAGUUGUCGCUUACGUAGCCACCCAAUCAACGUACGGGAUCUGGGGCUUGGCUAUGAUUCUGAGGAGGUUGUUCUAUUCAGGUAUUGCAGCGGGACAUGCAGGCUUGCCCGCACUGACUAUCACGAAGUCCUGAAUCACCUUGUACGGCAAGGUAUCAUUGUUCCUAAGCAUAAUGAUUACAUUUCUCAACCCUGCUGCCAACCCAUCCGGUAUGAGAACCUCUCUUUCCUGGAUGCGCACAAUGUCUGGCAAAAUCUGCAAGAUAUUUCAGCAGCUGAAUGUAGUUGUCGGGGCUAAAUAUGCUAUCUGUUCAGAACUCACGGGGUCUUUUAAUUGACAUAUCCUUGUUCAUGCUACAGAGAGGUCAUAGACAGCCAAUUUGGUCCAGUGGUUAAGGCACCAGGCUAGAAAGUGGGAAGCUGUGAGUUCAAGUCCCACCUUAACCAUAAAAGCCAGCUGGGUGACUUUGAGCAAGUCACUUUGUCUUAGCCCAACUCACCUU